CACCACACAUGCUAGAAUAUCUCUCCUCUGCUUUACUCUCUGUUUAUCUCUCUCACUUUCACUCCAACACACAAAUGGGCAUCAUCCCUUCGACAUUUGUUUUGUGCAAGUGAUCGGAAGCUUCCUCUGUUGAGACUCAGUGAUGACUCAACAGUUUUUAUUCAUCCAAUAAUUUACAUUUUCUUGUAUCAUUAGAAUACCACGGGUAUUUCUUUUUCUUUUUCUUCUUCAACCUCUUCCCAGCAAAGCCUUUCUUUUAUCAUUAAUACCAUGGCUGCUGCUUCUUCUUCUUCAACCUCUUCUCAGCUAAAGAACCAGGAAGUUUUCAUUAAUUUUAGAGGCAAAGACAUCCGUGAUGGUUUUCUGUCCUUCCUCUUUGAAUCUUUGAAGCAAAAAGGAAUAGAUACCUUCAAGGAUGAAAACCUUCAAAAGGGAGCAGAAAUAACACCGGCCCUCAAGCGAACAAUCCAAGAAUCAUAUAUUUCAAUUGUCAUAUUCUCCGAAAACUAUGCAGAUUCUCCAUGGUGCUUGGACGAGCUUGUUGUGAUAAAUGAAUGCAGAGAAAGGUCAGGACAAAUAGUUCUGCCAGUUUUUUACCGUAUAGAUCCAACUGACGUUCAAGAGCUCACAGGGCCUUUUGCAAAGGCACUUGCCAGGCUUUUACAAGAUCACAGCGAUAGUUCACGCAACUUUGUCGGAUGGUGCCAUGCUCUGAAAACAAUCAGCAACGACUUAAGUGGUUGGGUUUCUAAUGAGAUCAAAAAUGACCGACUUCUAGUUGAGAGAAUUGUGGAUUGUGUUUGGGAGAUAUUAAGUCAUAUGCCUUCUUCUACUAGUUACGAAGACAAGUUAGUUGGAAUUGAUUGGCGAGCGGAGGAAGUAAAAUUGUUAUUGGACAUUAAAGCAAAUGAUAGAAGAAGUGUAGGAAUUUGGGGAAUGGCUGGUAUUGGAAAGACAACUCUUGCUGGUGAAGUAUUUACCCAAAUCAUGGCUAAAUUUGAUGCCCAUUACUUUGUUUCAAAUGUCAAAGAACAGAUACGAAAGAAAACAGCAAUUGUUGUACGAGAUAAAAUCAUUCGUGCAUUGCUGGGGGACGAAAAUUUAAAACUAGGCACACCUUGUUUAGAUACAUGGAUUGUGAGAAGGCUGCGACGUAAAAAAGUUCUUAUUGGUUUUGAUGAUGUUGAUGACCCAAAAGAGUUAGAUGAUUUAGUUGGGGAUUGUUGUUUAUACCGUGAGGGAAGUAGAAUCAUUAUAACUAGUACAGAUAAACAAGUGCUUCAAAGUGUUUGUGAAGAAGAGCAUAUUUAUGAGGCUCAGAAAUUAAUGGAUCAUGAAGCUCUUCAACUCUUUAGCUUGCACGCUUUCCAUCAAAAUGACCCUAAAGAAGGAUAUGUUGAGCUAUCCAAGGAGGUGAUAACUUAUGCCGAAGGUAAUCCGUUAGGAAUAACAGUUUUAGGCUCUAGUCUUUAUCGCAAGAAGAUAGAAGAUUGGGAGAGCCAGUUGCUCAAAUUGAAAAGCAUUCCAAACAAGAAGAUUCAAGAUGUUCUAAGAGUAAGUUAUGAUGGAUUAGAUAGACAUGAUCAAGACAUAUUUCUUGAUAUUGCAUGUUUCUUUAAAGGAGAACUUAAAGAUGAAGUUGAAAAUAUACUAGAAAGUUUUGGUUUUUUUGCAAGAAGUGGAAUAAGGAAUCUUGUUGAUAAAUCUCUCGUAACCAUUUCAUCAGGAGUAGUUGAUAUGCAUAACUUGCUACAACAAAUGGGAAAGGAGAUUGUCAAUGGGGAAUGGAAACAGCCUGGAGGACGCAGUAGGUUGUGGAUGUCUGCGGAUAUUUCUCAUGUAUUCAAAACAAAUACGGGAACUGAUAAGAUUGAAUGCAUUUCGCUUGACAUGUCUGAGAUUGGACCUAUUGAGCUGGAUUCCACAGCUUUCAUGGAGAUGCAUUAUCUUAGAUUCCUCAAAAUCUACAAAUGUGAUAGCUCAGAAAGAUAUAUCCUUCCCACUGGCCUUGAUUUUCUUCCACAACUUUUAAGAUAUUUAUAUUGGGAUCAUUACCCUUUGAAAUCUUUGCCGCUGAAGUUUUGCCCGAAUAAUCUCGUAGGACUUCACUUGCCUCACAGCCAGCUCAAGCAACUAUGGGCGGCAGAUGAUAAGCCUCUUGGAAAUUUGAAAGUCAUGGACCUCAAGAACUCUGAGUCCUUAAUAAGAAUUCCAAACUCGUUUGAAGCUCCAAAUCUUGAGAAAUUAUAUUUGAGCAAAUGUGAAAGUUUAGUUGAGAUUCCUUCAUCUCUUGAAAAUUCAAGUAGGCUUGCUCUGAUAGACUUGGAAGGCUGUGAAAGUAUCUGCAGUUUGCCAAGCUUCAUUCAGUUAGAAAAUCUUGAGUUUCUCAAUCUUAAACAUUGCUCAAAACUUGAAGAAUGUCCAGAGGUUCCUUGCAAUAUAAGGUUUUUAUAUUUAAAUAGAACUGCUAUAAAACAAUUGCCUUUAUCAAUCGGACAUUGCUCUCGACUUGUUACUUUGUCCUUGUGGGGUACAGAGCUCGAAAAUCUUCCAAACUGCAUUGGCAAGUUAAAGAGUCUCGUGCGACUUACUCUCGUUAAAUGCUCAAAAUUAUCUUGUCUUCCACAAAGCAUUUGUCAGUUAAAAUCUCUUGAAGAAAUUGAGGUUACAGAUUGUUUGAAACUCAACGGAUUGCCAGAUAACUUAGGAGAUUUAAAAUCUCUGAUGAAGCUUGCAGCAGCAGGAAGUGGCAUAAAAAUAUUACCAUCCUCUAUCAAUCAAUUGAGCAAAUUGGAAUAUUUAUGUUGUGAGGGAUGUAAACGUUUGACGACAUUGCCUCCUUUGUCCGGUUUGAAUUGCCUGAGGAAUCUUUUUCUGAGUAAGUGUAGUAUAUUGGAAAUUCCAGAGAGUAUUGGGUCAUUAAUUUCAUUGGAAUCGUUAUAUUUAGAUGGAAACGAUUUCAAAAGCAUACCUGCAAGCAUCAAACUGCUUUUUAAGUUGAACACACUUCAGUUGAAUGAUUGUAAGAGGCUAAGAAAUUUACCGCAACUUCCAUGCUCAAGAAUUUUUUCUGCAUCAAAUUGCAUCUCUUUAGAAUUUGUAUCAUGUCCAUUCCUUUCCCUGGAAGAUGAAGAUGAAGAUGGAGAGGCAUAUGUGGAGCAUGAUGAUUUUCUCAAAAUGGACGGUCAAUGUCUUGAUUUUAGUAAUUGCAUCAAAUUGGAUGAGAAUGUACGUAUCGAAAUUAUGGAAACCCUAUUGUCUGCAUAUCCAGAAAAAGAGGACUUCAGAUUAUGUAUUCCUGGGAUGGAAGUUCUACACAGCAUGAGAUAUCAGAUGAGUGGAUGUGGAUCUCAUAUUUCAUUCGAGCUGGAGAGAGAUGAUGAUAUUUUGGGUUUCUGUUUUUGCUCUGUUAUUGAUCCUAAGCUUCUUAAUUCUCAUCAAAUUUUGGUUUCAUGUCGUGCGAAAUUCGAAGAUAAAUCUGGAAAUAUCCAUGACUUUCAUUUUCCAGGCGUGUGGGUAAUGCAUAAAUUAGAUUCAGAACAUGUGUUCCUUUGGUACCAUUCUUUCGACUAUAAAAAGCAUUUCUCUCAGGCCUCAUUCCAGUUUGUUAUUGAAGAUGGAUAUGAUGAUUACAAUGUUAAGGGAACCAUUAAGUGCGGUGUUCAUCCUAUAUCUUGGGAACAAUAUACGGCGCGAUUGGUUUCGAAACACGAAAUUAUUAGAACCGAGAAGGGUGGUAUUUGGGAGAACAAGACAGAGACGGUUUGAAACAAAUUAACUUUGGAAGAAAAAAUCGAGAUAAAGUGAUUAAGUUUGAGUAUUUCCUUUUUUUUAUUAAUUAACUUUAAUUUCGCAAUUAUUGUGAGAUAAUUAUUUUGUAUUGUUUGUAACAUUUCGAACCAUAUCUCGAUAAAAAAAUUGAAACAAAACUAGUUUUUUUUUUUAA
Jatropha curcas is the source of this 3946-nucleotide messenger RNA. RefSeq names its product disease resistance-like protein DSC1. Gene Ontology annotation, molecular function: protein binding; ADP binding. The record is from RefSeq and is a predicted model, not a curated record. Gene Ontology annotation, biological process: defense response; signal transduction. NCBI's taxonomy places the organism in Eukaryota, Viridiplantae, Streptophyta, Magnoliopsida, Malpighiales, Euphorbiaceae.